AUGAGGAGUCGCGGUGGUGGCCUCACCCGAGGUCGCCGGUUGCCAAACAUCUUGGUGGUGUUAGCCUUGUUGGCUAUUUCUAAUGUAGUUUCUGGAGAUAUUAGUUAUUUGUAUUCUUCACCUCCGCCUCCUGUGUAUCAAUACAAAUCUCCUCCGCCACCUUCUCCGUCUCCACCACCUCCCUAUGAGUAUAAGUCUCCACCACCGCCCGUGCAUCCGCCUCCCCCACCAUAUGCAUACAAGUCUCCUCCACCGCCAUCACAAUCACCUCCACCACCAUAUGCUUACAAGUCUCCUCCCCCGCCAUCACAAUCACCUCCACCACCAUAUGCUUACAAGUCCCCCCCACCACCUUCACCUUCACCUCCACCUCCAUACUAUUACAAAUCUCCACCGCCACCCUCACCCUCCCCUCCUCCACCUUACUACUACAAAUCUCCACCGCCACCCUCACCGUCUCCUCCUCCACCUUACUACUACAAAUCUCCACCACCACCGUCGCCAUCUCCUCCUCCCUCAUACUAUUACAAAUCUCCUCCUCCACCCUCACCUUCACCGCCACCCCCCUACUACUACACCUCUCCACCUCCACCCAAGAAAUCACCACCCCCUCCUUAUUACUACACCUCUCCCCCACCACCAGUUAAAUUACCACCCCCUUCAUACCAUUACUCAUCACCACCCCCACCUGUAAAGUCUCCUCCUCCACCAUACUACUACUCUUCUCCACCACCACCAGUUAAAUCACCCCCUCCUCUAUACUACUACUCUUCUCCGCCACCACCAGUUAAAUCACCCCCUCCUCCAUACUACUACUCUUCUCCGCCACCACCUAAAAAGUCUCCUGCCCCUCUUCCAUACAAUUACAAAUCUCCCCCACCACCAACUUACUACUACAAAUCACCACCCCCUCCUUCACCAUUGCCUACACCAACCUAUUCUUAUAAGUCACCUCCACCACCAUCCACGUAUUACUACAAGUCUCCUCCACCCCCAUCUCCAUCACCACCACCACCAUAUUAUUACAAAUCUCCUCCUCCACCAUCGCCAUCUCCUCCUCCACCUUAUUAUUAUAGAUCCCCACCUCCUCCGUCACCGUCUCCUCCGCCACCAUACUAUUACAAGUCUCCACCUCCUCCAUCACCGUCACCCCCGCCACCCUACUAUUAUAAGUCUCCACCACCACCAUCUCCAUCACCACCGCCACCUUACCACUACAAAUCUCCUCCUCCACCCUCACCAUCUCCUCCCCCACCCUACUAUUACAAGUCUCCACCUCCUCCAUUGCCAUCACCACCACCACCAUACUAUUAUAAGUCUCCACCACCCCCAUCUCCAUCGCCACCACCACCCUACUACUACAAAUCUCCUCCUCCACCCUCACCAUCUCCUCCCCCACCCUACUAUUACAAAUCUCCUCCUCCACCCUCACCAUCUCCUCCCCCACCCUCACCAUCUCCUCCCCCAGCCUACUAUUACAAGUCUCCGCCUCCUCCAUCACCAUCACCCCCACAACCAUACUAUUAUAAAUCUCCACCACCACCGUCUCCAUCACCACCACCACCCUAUUAUUACAAAUCUCCUCCUCCACCAUCAUCGUCUCUCCCUCCACCCUAUUAUUACAAGUCACCACCUCCUCCAUCACCAUCACCCCCACCACCAUACUACUACAAGUCUCCACCACCACCAUCGCCAUCUCCUCCACCCCCAUACUACUAUCAAUCCCCUCCCCCACCAUCUCCUUCUCCCCCUCCACCGUAUUACUACCAUUCACCUCCCCCACCAUCCCCAUCUCCCCCACAACGAACAUACAUUUACUCUUCUCCACCCCCACCAACCAAUUACUUGUAUUCUUUACACCAGCCUCCAGUGUAUCAACACAAAUCUACUCCGCCACCAUCUCAGUCCCCACUACCUCCCAAUGAGUACAAGUCGCUUUCGCCGCCAUCACCAUCGCCUCCACCACCAUAUGCUUACAAGUGUGCCCCACCACCUUCACCUUCACCUCCACCUCCAUACUAUAACGUAUCUCCACCGCCACCCUCACCUUCCCUUCCUCCACCUUACUAUUACAAAUCUCCUCCACCACCUUUACUAUCUCCUCCACCACCACCACCUUAUUACUAUAAAUCUCCACCACCACCUUCACCAUCUCCUCCACCACCUUCACCAUCCCCUCCACCUUAUUACUACAAAUCUCCCCCUCCGCCUUCACCAUCUCCUCAUCCACCUUACGACUAUAUAUCUCCUCCACCACCUUCACCAUCUCCUCCUCCACCUUAUUACUACAAAUCUCAUCCCCCGCCUUCACCAUCUCCUCCUCAACCUUAUGAAUAUACAUCUCCUCCUCCACCUUAUUACUAUAAAUCUCCUCCCCCGCCUUCACCAUCUACUCCACCUUAUGAAUAUACAUCUCCUCCUCCACCUUAUUACUACAAAUCUCCCCCUCCGCCUUCACCAUCUCCUCCUCCACCUUACGACUAUAUAUCUCCUCCACCACCUUCACCAUCUCCUCCUCCACCUUAUUACUACAAAUCUCCUCCCCCGCCUUCACCAUCUCCUCCUCAACCUUAUGAAUAUACAUCUCCUCCUCCACCUUAUUACUAUAAAUCUCCUCCCCCGCCUUCACCAUCUACUCCUUAUUACUAUAAAUCUCCUCCCCCGCCUUCACCAUCUACUCCACCUUAUGAAUAUACAUCUCCUCCGCCUUCACCAUCUACUCCACCUUAUGAAUAUACAUCUCCUCCUCCACCUUAUUACUACAAAUCUCCCCCUCCGCCUUCACCAUCUCCUCCUCCACCUUACGACUAUAUAUCUCCUCCACCACCUUCACCAUCUCCUCCUCCACCUUAUUACUACAAAUCUCCUCCCCCGCCUUCACCAUCUCCUCCUCAACCUUAUGAAUAUACAUCUCCUCCUCCACCUUAUUACUAUAAAUCUCCUCCCCCGCCUUCACCAUCUACUCCUUAUUACUAUAAAUCUCCUCCCCCGCCUUCACCAUCUACUCCACCUUAUGAAUAUACAUCUCCUCCGCCUUCACCAUCUACUCCACCUUAUGAAUAUACAUCUCCUCCACCUUCAUCAUCUCUUCAUCCACCUUAUUACUACAAAUCUCCCCCUCCGCCUUCACCAUCUCCUCCACCACCUUCACCAUCUCCUCCUCCACCUUAUUACUACAAAUCUCCUCUGCCUUCACCAUUUCCUCCUCCACCUUACGACUAUAUACCUGCUCCACCACCUUCAUCAUCUCCUCCUCCGCCUUCACCAUCUCCUCCUCCACCUUAUGACUAUAUAUCUCCUCCACCACCUUCACCAUCUCCUCCUCCACCUUAUCAUUACAAAUCUCCUCCUCCACCCUACUAUUACGAGUCACCACCUCCUCCAUCACCAUCACCCCCACCACCAUACUAUUAUAAAUCCCUACCACCCUCAUCUCCAUCACAACCACCACCCUAUUAUUACAGAUCUCCUCUUCCACCAUCACCGUCGCCCCUUGCACCCUAUUAUUAG
Molecule: messenger RNA, 3510 nt
Organism: Ipomoea triloba (trilobed morning glory)
Lineage: Eukaryota; Viridiplantae; Streptophyta; Magnoliopsida; Solanales; Convolvulaceae
Product: extensin-2-like
Exons: 3
Coding region: 1-3510 (1169 amino acids)
Biological process (GO): plant-type cell wall organization
Molecular function (GO): structural constituent of cell wall
Source: RefSeq, a predicted model, not a curated record